Molecule: messenger RNA, 1935 nt
Organism: Cariama cristata (Red-legged seriema)
Lineage: Eukaryota; Metazoa; Chordata; Aves; Cariamiformes; Cariamidae
Product: importin-8-like
Exons: 16
Biological process (GO): protein import into nucleus
Cellular component (GO): cytosol; nuclear envelope
Molecular function (GO): small GTPase binding
Source: RefSeq, a predicted model, not a curated record
AUGCACUCAGCUGCUGCGGUUGCCAUCAGCGCACUGGAAGGGUUACUGACAAAUGUGAUUAUAGAGCAGUUGCUUGCUGUGGGCUUUAAAUGCGACAGCAAGCAAGGCACAAGAAUAAUGCUUACUGAGAUGAGUUUAUCCUAUAAGAUCAUCAAUUUUGCUCCAAGUCUACUGCAAAUCAUAGUAUCAGAUCAAGUUGAAUUUCCAGUGCGUCAAGCAGCUGCCAUUUACCUGAAGAACAUGGUGACACAGUACUGGCCAGACCGUGAACCACCUCCUGGAGAAGCAGUAUUUCCAUUCAACAUUCAUGAAAAUGAUCGUCAGCAGAUCCGUGAUAACAUUGUAGAAGGAAUAAUUCGUUCUCCUGAUUUAGUGAGAGCCCAGCUGACAAUGUGCCUCCGUGCUAUCAUUAAACAUGACUUUCCUGGCCAUUGGACAGCCGUGGUAGACAAGAUAGGCUACUACUUGCAGUCUCAGAACAGUGGGAGUUGGCUUGGGAGCCUCCUGUGCCUGUAUCAGUUGGUGAAGACUUAUGAAUACAAAAAAGCAGAGGAGCGAGAUCCUCUCAUAGCAGCAAUGCAAAUAUUUUUGCCUCGGAUUCAGCAGCAGAUGAUCCAGCUUCUGCCUGAUAACUCCCAUUACUCUGUACUGCUUCAGAAACAAAUCUUAAAAAUCUUCUAUGCUCUUGUUCAGUAUGCAUUGCCACUCCAGUUGGUGAAUAACCAGACUAUGACUCAGUGGAUGGAGAUCUUCCGUACUGUCAUUGAUAGAAAUGUACCUCCGGAGACUUUGCAAAUUGAUGAAGAUGAUAGACCGGAGCUGGUAUGGUGGAAAUGCAAGAAGUGGGCAUUGCAUAUUGUAGCUCGUCUUUUUGAACGGUAUGGAAGCCCUGGGAAUGUAACUAAAGAAUACUUUGAAUUCUCAGACUUUUUUUUAAAAACUUAUGCUGUGGGCAUACAACAGGUUCUCUUAAGAAUCUUAGACCAAUACAGGCAAAAAGACUAUGUUGCGCCACGUGUUCUUCAGCAAACAUUAAAUUAUCUGAACCAAGGUGUUAUUCACUCUGUAACAUGGAAGCAAAUGAAGCCACACAUACAGAGUAUAACAGAAGAAGUGAUAUUCUCUCUAAUGUGCUACAAAGAUGAGGAUGAAGAGCUCUGGCAAGAGGAUCCAUAUGAAUAUAUCCGCAUGAAAUUUGAUGUAUUUGAGGAUUAUGCAUCCCCUACAACAGCAGCACAGAAUCUCCUUUAUACUGCUGCGAAGAAGAGAAAAGAGGUGUUACCAAAAAUGAUGGCUUAUUGCUACCAGAUUCUGACAGAGCCAAACAUUGAUCCAAGGAAAAAAGAUGGAGCUUUGCAUGUUAUAGGAUCCCUAGCAGAUAUUUUACUGAAGAAGAGUGUCUUCAAGGACCAAAUGGAGCUGAUGUUACAGAAUCAUGUGUUUCCAUUGUUCAUGUCUAACCUGGGGUACCUCAGAGCUAGAUCCUGUUGGGUACUUCAUUCAUUCAGUGCUUUGAAAUUUCACAAUGAGCUAAACUUGAGGAAUGCAGUAGAGUUGGCAAAGAAGAGCCUGAUUGAUGAUAAGGAAAUGCCUGUCAAAGUAGAAGCAGCCAUAGCUCUUCAGACGUUAAUAAGCAACCAAGAGCAAGCCAAGGAAUAUGUGAAGCCUUAUGUAAGGCCAGUUAUGCAAGAGCUCUUGCACAUUGUUAGAGAGACAGAAAAUGAUGAUCUUACUAAUGUAAUCCAGAAGAUGAUCUGUGAGUACAGUCACGAAGUAGCUACUAUCGCUGUUGACAUGACUCAACACCUGGCUGAAAUAUUCGGUAAAGUACUUCAGAGUGAGGAAUAUGAGGAAGUAGAGGACAAAACAGUUAUGGCCAUGGGCAUCUUGCACACAAUUGACACUAUCUUGACAGUUGUGGAAGAUCACAAGGAG